Messenger RNA from Naegleria gruberi, 1779 nucleotides. RefSeq lists its product as uncharacterized. The coding region runs from base 1 to 1779 and encodes 592 amino acids. Gene Ontology annotation, biological process: cellular response to calcium ion. The transcript is spliced from 3 exons. The record is from RefSeq and is a predicted model, not a curated record. Gene Ontology annotation, cellular component: plasma membrane. Gene Ontology annotation, molecular function: calcium-dependent phospholipid binding. Lineage: Eukaryota; Heterolobosea; Eutetramitea; Acrasida; Naegleriidae.
AUGGAUCUACUUUCCAAGAGUGAUCCAUUUGCAAAAUUGUAUUAUAUGGGACCAUCAACGAGUGGAUCAUCCAAUCAACCAAUAAUUAGUACCUCAUUCACAUGUUUAGGAAAAACGGAAACAAUUCAAAAUAAUUCCAAUCCAUCAUUUGCUAAAAAGUUCAGUCUUUAUUAUUAUUUUGAAUAUUCACAGAAAUUAAAUGUAGAAAUCUAUGAUGAUGAUGGUAAAAACAAUUCACAACUCAUGGGAAAAACACAAGAAUUCACCCUCUCUCAGGUUAUCUGUUCACGAGAUGGUAAAUUUAAAGUUAAUCUUGUAAAUACUUCAGGAAAAGUUGUUGGACAAGUUUUUCUUCAUGCUGAGAAAGUCGUAAAACAAGCUGAUGUCAAUCCAUUCUCAGAAGAAAGAGAAAGAUUGGCUUUCCAACGAUUUUCAACUCUUUCCUACCAAGCUCUUAGGGAUUUAGUAAUGGAAAUUCCAAAAGUUGUCCCUACCGAUGUCAAAUACGUUCAUUUCGUUUGUUGUGCUAGAAAUCUUGAUAAGAAGGAUCUGUUUGGAAAGUCGGAUGGAUUUUUCUAUUUUGAAAAGGAUGUUGCCUCUCGUAGAGAAAAGUUAUAUCAAAGUGAGGUUAUUCAAAAGAAUUUAAAUCCUGAUUGGGCCACCUUCUCUCUUAAUUUGGAUUUGUUUAACAAUGAUUUCAAUAAGAAUAUUCAUGUUAAAUGUUAUGAUCAUGAUAAACAUUCAGAUGCUGACCUCAUCGGUGAAUUCAGUUUCACUUUGGAUGAAGUGAUCAACCAAGGAAAAAAACAAUUCGACCUUAUAGAGCCAACUCUUGCUUCUAAAAAGAAAAAUUACAAAAAUUCUGGCAUCUUUGAAUUUACAGAUUGUCAAAUAAUUAUAAAGCAAGAGCCAAAACAAAAUCCAGAAUUAUCAAUUUACAAUCAAGUAAUAGCACUAAAAGAAAACAGAAAUGCAGAAUUUAUGGACUAUUUAUUUGGUGGAUGUUCAAUUUCAGUUUCUGUUGGAAUUGAUUUUACUGGUUCUAAUAGAGCAUACACUGAGUCGAAUUCUCUCCAUCAUUUGAGUGGAAAACAAAACCAAUAUCAACAAGCUCUCUCUCAAGUAAUGAAUAUUUUGGAACCUUAUGAUGUGGACAAGAUGUAUGCUGCCUAUGGUUAUGGAGCUACUGUAGAUGGUAAAGGAAUGAAGCCAAUGUUUAAUUUAUCCCUCACAGAUCAGGAGGAAUUGCAUGGAGCUCAAGAAAUAUUAACUGCCUAUGCAAAUGCUCUCCCUAGAUUAUCAUUUGGAGAUAUGGGAAGUGCCACCAAUCCAAAAACAAAACAAAGAUAUUGGGGAGAUGACUUUUACAGACUCAUUGAGUGUGUUGUUGAAAAAACUCCAAAAAUCCAUCAAAACCAUCAGUUCUAUAACAUUCUUCUUCUCAUAAUUGAUGGAGAUUCAUUUGACAUGCAAUCAACAAUUAAUUCAAUCGUCGAUGCAAACGAUAAGCCAAUUUCAAUCAUUAUUGUUGGUGUUGGAAAUAGUAAUUUCAGUAAUUGCAGAAAAUUUGAUGCUGACGACGAACCUCUCGUUCAUAGCAAUGGAAAGAAGAUGACAAGAGACAUUGUUCAAUUCGUUAGAUUUGCAGAUUGUUCCUCAGUUGAAGAAUUGGCCAAGCAAGUAUUAGCAGAGGUUCCAAAACAAUUAGUAACCUUCUUUGAGGCUAAGAAAAUUGUGCCAAACCCUAGACCUUUCAUCCAACAACCACCAUACUAUUAA